Molecule: messenger RNA, 537 nt
Organism: Meloidogyne enterolobii
Lineage: Eukaryota; Metazoa; Nematoda; Chromadorea; Rhabditida; Meloidogynidae
Source: the annotation of a GenBank genome assembly
AUGGCGGGAACUGCUUUGUUGAUGCUUUUUGUGGGGUCGGUAGGGUGUGUUGGUGCUGUAAAAUUGGAACGGUUUUUGCUUGGAUCGUUUUCUGAUGAAAAUAUGAGCAAUUAUUUGUCCAAUAUUUCUAAAAAUCGGUACAAUAGAGACCGUUGGGUAUUGCCAGUUAUGGAUUCUGUCCAAUUUUAUCAUCAUUGCUGUGGUGGUUACAACUUUAGUGAAUAUUCUGACUCCUUUUGGUAUUUGACAAACACUGAGAGGGGAACUCGUUCAUACGUUCCCCGUUCUUGCUGUCGACAAUCACAAGAAGGCCGCGCUUGGGCCAUUCAACCUAUAGAUCCAUUGUGUAUUCAAUACUUACCGGGAAGCAGGGCAUUCAACAAUUCUGUCAAUAUUCAAGGCUGUGGCGUGCCAACAAAAAAUCAUCUUGACUGGCAGAUUGGAAUUGUUCUUUUAACUUGUGUUUUGUGUUCAUUAGUGGAUGUAAGAUUUAUUUUAAAUUUACAAAAUUUUCGGGAGAAACUGAUUUUGGGAUAA